Gopherus flavomarginatus (Mexican gopher tortoise) is the source of this 2361-nucleotide messenger RNA. It is a transcript of the gene GALNT9, whose product is annotated as polypeptide N-acetylgalactosaminyltransferase 9. The coding region runs from base 50 to 1867 and encodes 605 amino acids. The transcript is spliced from 11 exons. Gene Ontology annotation, cellular component: Golgi apparatus. The record is from RefSeq and is a predicted model, not a curated record. NCBI's taxonomy places the organism in Eukaryota, Metazoa, Chordata, Testudines, Testudinidae.
CUGCCCGGGCCGCCCCGGCUGCCAUGCCUUGAGGCUCCCGGCGGCUCCCAUGGCGGUGGCACGGAAAAUCAAAACUUUGUUGACGGUGAACAUCCUGGUCUUCGUGGGGAUCAUCCUCUUCUCCGUGUACUGCCGGCUGCAGGAGCGCUCCCCGGAGCUGGUGCAGAUCGUCCGGAGCGCCGACCGCCGGCUCAGGAGCCGCCACGCCAAGGGGCUGGGCGGCCUGAGCGAGCGGGAGUCCAUCCUGCAGCGCCUGGAGCACCUGGAGGAAGUGGUGUACAACCAGCUGAAUGGUCUAGCCAAGCCCAUGGGACUAGUUGAAGGUCCAGGAGGCUUGGGCCAGGGAGGAAUGGCUGCUACCUUGAGAGAUGACAGUCAUGAAUCUGAGACUAAGUACGAAGAAUAUGGUUACAAUGCCCAGCUCAGUGACAGGAUAUCACUGGAUAGGUCCAUUCCUGACUACAGACCAAAAAAGUGCAAACAGAUGACCUAUUUCGAUGACCUGCCCCAGAUCUCGGUGGUCUUUAUUUUUGUAAACGAGGCUCUGUCUGUCAUCUUGCGGUCAGUGCACAGUGUUGUGAACCAUACCCCAUCCCAUUUGCUCAAGGAGAUCAUUCUGGUGGAUGACAACAGUGAUAACGUUGAGCUGAAGUUUAAUCUGGACCAGUAUGUCAAUAAGAGAUACCCAGGCCUGGUGAAGAUAGUACGCAAUAACAAACGGGAAGGACUGAUUCGAGCCAGAAUCCAAGGCUGGAAAGCAGCAACUUCUCCGAUCGUUGGUUUCUUCGAUGCUCAUGUUGAGUUCAACACUGGCUGGGUGGAACCAGCGCUUACCCGGAUCAAAGAAGAUCGAAAGCGAAUCAUCCUACCAGCUAUUGACAACAUCAAGUACAACACUUUUGAAGUGCAGCAGUACGCCAAUGCUGCCCAUGGCUACAACUGGGGACUCUGGUGCAUGUAUAUAAUCCCACCCCAGGACUGGCUCGAUAAAGGGGACGAGUCUGCUCCUAUCAGGACACCAGCAAUGAUUGGAUGUUCGUUUGUGGUGGACCGAGAGUACUUUGGGGAGAUUGGCCUGCUUGACCCUGGCAUGGAGGUCUAUGGGGGAGAAAAUAUUGAACUGGGCAUGAGGGUCUGGCAGUGCGGAGGAAGCAUGGAAGUGUUACCUUGCUCGAGAGUUGCCCACAUUGAGCGCACAAAGAAACCUUACAACAAUGACAUCGAUUACUAUGCAAAGCGCAAUGCCCUGCGGGCUGCUGAGGUCUGGAUGGAUGACUUCAAGUCACAUGUUUACAUGGCAUGGAACAUCCCAAUGACGAACCCAGGAGUUGACUUCGGAGAUGUUUCAGAAAGAUUAGCUCUACGACAGCGACUGCAGUGCCGGAGUUUUAAGUGGUACCUGGAGAACGUCUAUCCUGAAAUGAGGGUUUACAACAAUACAAUCACUUAUGGAGAGGUACGUAACAGCAAAGCUAGUGGCUACUGUUUAGACCAGGGAGCAGAAGAUGAUGACAAAGCGAUCCUCUACCCAUGCCAUGGAAUGUCCUCCCAGCUUGUCCGCUAUAGUUCUGAAGGGCUCCUGCAGUUAGGGCCUCUGGGCUCCACGGCCUUUCUGCCUGACUCCAAAUGUCUCAUUGAUGAUGGGAAAGGCAGGACCCCUACUCUGAAGAAAUGUGAAGAUGUCUUGAGACCAGCACAAAGACUCUGGGAUUUUACACAGAAUGGUCCAAUCAUCAGCAGAAACACUGGACGGUGUCUAGAAGUGGAAAUGUCAAAAGAUGCCAAUUUUGGGCUCAGACUUGUGGUACAAAGGUGCUCGGGGCAAAAAUGGAUGAUUAGAAACUGGAUAAAACAUGGUCGACAUUGACUACUGGGGCUGAGAAGCCAUCGUCCAUUGCUCGGUGUGCGAUACCUUCAAGGCAUUUGUGUUAAAGCAGACUACUAUGAAAAGGAGUUGAUUACCCAGGGCCAUGGACUAUUAGACACAGGUUAACAAACAGGCAAAUAAGCAUCCUGCCUGACUCUCCCUCAGAUCAAUGGAUGCCCUGGAAAUCUUGGGAUGGUCAAACAGAACAGAGAAGUGGGCUCAUUCCAGCUCUCCCAGAGGAAUUAAAAGACAGCUGUGUCUGUGAUGAGUUCAAAGGGGAGUUUCCUCUACUGCCUCAUUAAAAAGAAUCCUCUGAUGGAUAGCUUUUUAGCUUUAAGUUAUUGACUGGUGCACAACUCCUAUGAUGAAUAAUCAUGUGCCUUUUCUACUGUACUUCCUAUACAAGUGGACUUGGAAAUCCCAUCUUUUCAGCAUGUCUGGUUCAUUGUACUAAACAGCUAAAAACUGUGAAUAAAUAACACUGCAAAAUAUGA